GACCAUGAAAGAUUGAAUAAAAAAAUUCCCUUCUUAGACUCAAAACAGGACUGACACCACCAGCCCUAGCCUUCUCAGGGGUCUCCUGGAGGGAGGGAGGUGAUUCGUGUAAAGUAUCUGCGCAUCUGAAGAUGGAGGGGGGAAAGCUCGUGAGCACUGGUCCUCAGUUGCUCUCUGAGCUGCAACUGGGGAGGGCACCGGGAAGGUCCCAGGGCGACUACAGAAAAUGUAUCAUCCUUUACUUUAGUUCUACCCCAGUGGCAGUGGAGCCAACUUGGAACCUGGGGUCCAGCCCAGGCCUCCCCUCACCAGGGAAGCCUCCCAGCUGCACAUGUGAGUGCUCAUCUCUUGUCAACCCAAGACCUGCUUCAGGCCUAGGAUAUGCCCCUUAACUCUUCUGAGCCCCAGAUCUCCAUCAGUGAAUGUGCCCACACUAUCUCUGUGGGACUGUGGGAUGCAGAAUGACACUGUCCCUUCACCAACACCCACAGCCCCACUGCUCUGCACCUUCCGUCUAGCCCCCAUCAAAACACUUGUCUUUGCUGGAAUUACCCUGGGUUCUAGAACCUCACCCCUCCUGUCCUCUUAGCUUUGGAAUCCCACUGUUGUGCCAGACAGGGCACUGUGGAACCAGGGGGUUCUGCUGCUGCUCUGGCCAGUGUCCCACUUGCUCCAGCUCUCGGGUCUGAAGAGGCCUCUCUGCGCUCAGGAUUCGGUGGCAGGACCGUGUGGCUGUGCUCUUCUUCCCGCAAGGCAUGAUGCUCACCGUGGCUGCACUCCUGCUCUUCUUCAUACACCUGGGCAUCUUUGCCAGCGACCUGUACCACUUCUACAUCACCCACUACUAUGACAGAAUGAGCUUCUACUACACACCUAUCCUGAUGUUCUCCCAGGUGAUGAGCAUCUGCUGGGCUGCCAUGGGGUCCGUCUACGCUGAGAUGGCAGAUAACAAAUAUUUCCAGUGUUUUGCCCUAAUCAUCUUGAUACUCAAUGGAGUCAUGUUCUUCAACCGCUUGUCUCUGGAGUUCCUGACCAUUGAGCACCGGCAGGAAAGCCACUGAGGCCUGGGGAUGGGGCCAAGGCUGAGAAGGGAUAAGGAAAAGGCUGCUUUGGGUGUUUUAAUAAAGUCUGUCAUUUA
Messenger RNA from Heterocephalus glaber (naked mole-rat), 1138 nucleotides. It is a transcript of the gene Catsperh, whose product is annotated as catsper channel auxiliary subunit eta. NCBI's taxonomy places the organism in Eukaryota, Metazoa, Chordata, Mammalia, Rodentia, Bathyergidae. The record is from RefSeq and is a predicted model, not a curated record.